AUGUCAGUGAACGGACCCCCGAAGGUCCCAGAAGAAUCAUUCCCUUCAGGUGUCUUCUCGCCUCCCCAGAAUGAGUCUGAGUGGCUUCUGGCUCUUAUUGACGUGAAGUGGCUUUGUCUCAACCAGCAGUACAAACUAUGUGCCUCUCGUUGCCAUCAGCUUAUAGAAACUGCAUCUGAUCCGAUCUAUCCGAUCCGUGCAACCUACCUCUACUACUAUGCAGCGACUUCCUAUGAGUACCUAGGACGAGCAGCUCAUAUCUUUUCCGCAGCUAAAAUCCCUCUUUUGACUUCUGCUCUGGAAAAUUUUGAGUUUGCUUACAUUGCCCUGCCUGCUACGUUUCCGCAUCCGAUUUGGAAUACCAGCGGGAGUUAUUCGCCCGUUACUGGUACUCCUUACUCGCGCUCCCCUUCUCCUCAGUUUGAUCUGUCUCCUUUGCCUUCUUCUGGUUUCAUAUGGAGCCCUAAAGGCUCACCUGCCAACCAGUACAACUCAGUCUCUGAUGACCUGGACGCGUGCCCGUCAGUCUGCGUUUGGAGCCCUCAAACAUACUCACCAGCCCAGGAUGUCUCCUCUGUUGGCGAUACUGGAGCUGAGACUUAUGUGGAUACCAGGCCCUUUCAGACUCCUCCACCUGCCCCUUCUCCAUCUAUUUCUUCAUCCACUACCACUGCGUUCUGUGUCACGCCACCUCUUGAAUCCGAACAAGCCUCUCGUCCUCCCUGCGGUGCGCCUAUUCCGGUAUUCAAUAUCCCGCCUCCCAUCCGCCCUCCACCCCCUCCCCCUCAUAGGAUCUUUGCUAGUCCAGCCAGGUCUGUGCGUGAGCAAUUGAUCACUUUUGACAGUGACAAUAAUGGGCUUCCAAUUGGUGGUAACAUCGUGAAGAACAUUGCUCGCAUGAUCGAUAACUCAUUACUGAUCGGGUCCGAUGACCCUUUUGUCUCGCACGAGAAAUCAACUCUUCGUCCGGCCAUGCACCCUUCAGUGCGACUGUCUCCAGUCAAAUUUCCAGCUGAUCUCAAAGACCCAGUAAAUCAAAUCAAGCUCAUCCCCUCCCCACUCAAUAUCAGAAAGCACUCUGGCGAGGUCCUUAAGUGCGGUGGCCCAGGAAUUGUCAUCAGCGAGAACCAAAAGCAAGAAGAAUACAAAGAUGACAUGAAGCGCCCUGCUCGAGUUCGCCCUCCCAGGCUACCAUUAAGGAUCAUCCCAUCCAAGAAUAUGAAAGCUGACACUAGAAAGACAAGCUCUCCAAUUCUAUCCCCACAGCCUAGGCGUGUGAGCCCCAUCGUCCCCAUCGUCCUACCUUACCCCGAUCUACGGCCCUCUUCCAAGCUCGCGCCGCCCACAGCCCCAAGCCCGAUCGUACAAAAUACCAUGCCCGUCCUCGGCUCACCUUUUACCACGCCUCCCCGCUCCUCCGAAAACUCCAUGUCCGUCUACUCAUCGCCAUUCCCAUCCCCCGAACCCGUGCCAUCCGCUCAAGCCGCUGAAAUCCUAAAAUUCAACAAAGUAGUCAUGUGGCUGCGCGAGCACAUCCCGGCCAACACAACCACGCUCCGCAAACAGAUCCAGCACGUCGCUGAUUUCCAGGAAGCGCGCCGCACCCGCAACACGAAAAUGACGCACUCCGCCUCAUUCUGGACGUUCACGCCUGGCAAGGCAAGUCCUGGUGAUGAGACGGACGAGAAGUCGCCGCUAUGGGACGGUCCUAAUAUCGAUGAGUAUGGAAAUCUGCUCAGGGUUGAGACUAAGGCGCAGCGGAUCAAGAGGCUGCGUCAAGAAGGGUGGAAGAUUGGGAUUCGCUCGAAGCAUAGUCUUUGGAAGGGGUCUGAGUACUAUGACAAGUUUUGUGAAAUUGCUUUGGAGGAAUUGGGGGAUAGCCGUGGUCUUACUGUCGAGGGACAUGCUUGUUUGAGAGAAUGGUAG
This is a messenger RNA of Penicillium soppii, 1926 nucleotides long. RefSeq lists its product as uncharacterized. The transcript is spliced from 2 exons. NCBI's taxonomy places the organism in Eukaryota, Fungi, Ascomycota, Eurotiomycetes, Eurotiales, Aspergillaceae. Bases 1 to 1926 code for a protein of 641 amino acids. The record is from RefSeq and is a predicted model, not a curated record.